AUGUCUCAAUCCGAAUUCAAAGUCAUCAUCGUCGGCGGCGGACCAGUCGGGCUCGUUGCCGCCCAUGCACUCCACCACGCCGGCAUCGACUUCACCGUCCUCGAGCAGCAUGAGGGCGUCUUCGAAGACGUCGGAGCCAGCGUCGUCAUCUUCCCGCACAACCUGCGUGUCCUCUACCAGCUUGGACUGAAGGAGCGCCUCGAUCAGAUCAGCGUGCCCAUGGUCCGCCAAUUCGCUGCCAAGUCCCGCUACCAGACGGGCAGGAAGCUGUCGGAUAUCGAGGUGACCGACGCGGGCGUCAGGGUCACCUGCGCCGACGGAAGCGCGCACUCUGGAUCCCUGGUCAUCGGCGCCGACGGCACCUACUCCAACGUCCGAUCCAUCAUCAGGCGCAACGCCCUCGAGUCGGACCCCAAGCUCGAAGCCAGCUGGGAUGCCGAGCAUCCGUGGCUGGCAACGUACAGGUGCCUGUGGGCCUCGUUCCGUCGACCCCCCGGCCCCGACCCGGGGGCCAACUACGAGACGCACGCGAAGGACCGCAGCGCCGUGUACCUGACGGGCAAGGACAGGGCCUGGAUCUUCCUGUACGAGAAGCUCGACAAGCCCACCAGGGAGCGGGUCACGUACGACGAGCACGACGCCGCCGCCUUCGCUCGGAGCUUCGCCGACUGGCCGCUCGCCGAGGGGCUCAAGGUCGACGACGUGCUGGCCGACACCUCCUUCGUGUCCGGCAUGGGAAACCUGGACGAGGGAGUGGCGAGCAGCCUGGGCGAACUCAAUCCUGGCGUCGCCGACCGCAUCGGCCGCCUGGUCCUCGUCGGAGACUCGUGGCACAAGUUCACCCCCAACGCCGGCCUGGGCUUGAACAAUGGGAUCCAGGACGUCGUCACGCUGUCCAAUAAGCUGCGGUCGCUGCUGUUUGAGGAGAACCCCAGGGCCCUGCCGGACACGGAGACGCUCUAUGCCGUCGCCCAUGGCUACUACAGCGACAGGAGUGAGCUCUUGCAGGCCGACUAUAAGCGGGCUGCGCAGGCGACGCGGCUCGCCGCGCGGGAGACGACCCUGCAUCAUAUACUCGAGAGUUACGUCUUCUCCAUCGACUGGCUGCUGGGGUUACUCGUCAACAAGACUGUUGCGCCUUUGGUCAAGGCCGGCCGCGUCUUGUCCUACAUUGACGCUGCAGAGUACUUUUCAGGCUUGAUUCCUUGGGAUCACCGUCUUUCGUAG
Messenger RNA from Geosmithia morbida, 1227 nucleotides. Its product is annotated as 2-polyprenyl-6-methoxyphenol hydroxylase. Bases 1 to 1227 code for a protein of 408 amino acids. NCBI's taxonomy places the organism in Eukaryota, Fungi, Ascomycota, Sordariomycetes, Hypocreales, Bionectriaceae. Gene Ontology annotation, molecular function: FAD binding. The transcript has 2 exons. The record is from RefSeq and is a predicted model, not a curated record.